AUGGAGGAUGCUCAAUCGUUUCGCUUGAUCGAAACCAUGGAUACCAUGGAAAUCACUCUCAACCAUGUUGACGGACAGAACAUCGUUUAUUGGGAGGACAUUGAGAAAGUCUUUCCUGGAGUUAAGCGCGUUAGCAAUGGCUAUUCGGUGACCAAGUUUCUUCGGGGUUCCGAUCAACAAGGCAGCGACCAUUGUUCUCGAUUGGUCCUGGACGUUGUCUUGUCUACCUCUGUCCAACCUGUUCUUCCCAACCCUGCUAAGUAUGAUCCAGUUGGUGGUGAAACUAAUGCUCCAGCCGGUGCUCCACCUACCGUCAAUGCUGCUUCCAAGGCGACAUUGUUCCAGCAGAUUGUGACACGGGCGUCUAGGAAGGCACGCAAAUCUGAGGUCGAGCAGCGAUUUAUCUCCCUUUUGGACCCUGAACUCCAACAAACAAUUCGAGCCUCGUCGGACAUCUACCAGGCGUUUGCCAAGGCUAUCAAGCACGGCAACGGGGAGCUUAGUCGAGCAGAACUUAGGCAAGAACUGGGUGGGCACUUUCAGAAGCUGGAGGCUAUGGUGGUCAAGAACUCAGAGUUGCAGGAAGCAAUGCUUGCCAAGCAGGAGGAAGUGAAGCAGCUGCAGGAGCAAGUCCUCAGCAACCAAGAAGAGAUGAAGCAACUGCAUCGGCGAGCUCUUGAUCAGUUAGCCGUGCUCCAGUCUCGUGUCCAAGCUGUCCUGACUCAGACCUACGAACUCCACGAGUACCCGAUCCCUCGUCUUUUCGUUGUCCUUCCUCAAGACCCUUUAGGUUGGGAUGCGGUAAAUCCCUUCUCGAACAAGUUCCGUCUCUACUUUUUAUGCGAGUGCGGAGAGCACACCAAGUCGAUCAACUGCAAGGCCGAGAUCUCUCAUGAUAUCCACUUUGCUAAGCAUGAGGGCUACGAGAUCGCUCGACCUUCAGAGUUCUUUCAGCAAUACGGCCCCUAUGUCCUCACUAUCCUCAAGAUGCUCAAGUUCGGUGACCCCAUUGAUCAAGCCACCGCCGGUCUACAACAGUUGAGGGACAACAUUGAGCCUGGAAUGGAUCAUGUCAUAGGCUGGAUGGACAAGGUCUCUGUGAACGAAGGCGAGGCUGUUGGCGAGUUUUCUAAGCAGAUGGAAAAGAAGGAGGCAUUGGAAGGCGCCGAUCUACGCAAGCUAGACACCUUUCUGAAGGACAAGGACGGCAAUAAUGUGUUGGGGAACCUGUACAGGACCGUUACGGACGAGGGACAUGUAAAAUGGGUUUGCAUUGACCACUACCGCAUGAACUAUCUAGAAAACUCGGCCAAGGAGUUCCUGCGCGUUUUAGGUUCCGUCGGAGGAUCGUUUAGUGAAAACAUCGGUAGGGUUGACGUGAGACUCCAGUCGAGAGCAUUGGCAGAGCAUUUCUUUUCGGCACUGGAAAAGGCGAGAUCUGUUCACGACCUCGAUAUCGGCUUGCACUGGGCCUGCACUACAAGUGAUCUUGAAGCACUGGAGGACGCACUCAAGAAAUCAAGAGUAUCAAUUCUUCGACUGGAUCUUCAACAAUUUCGGACGAACGUCGUUAGGAAACUACUAUCGACAUCCACACCAUAUGACGUCAUUCUCCGCAUCAGAGAUCUUCCUAAUAUGAAAGUACUUCAUAUUCUUCUUUCAAAGGAGCUCGUCAACUUUCUUGGAUUUCCACUCAAAAAAUCAACUCAUAUCUGUAAGAUGUCCUGCGAGCUGGCAUCUACAUUGAUUGGAGAAAGGGAGUUUGGAAUACUAGCUGAUGCACUCAAGACCAACACGAUUUUGACCAUUUUGGACUUGAAGAACUCGAUCGGAUUCGAUGGAGCCAAGGCGCUGGCUGACGCACUCAAGACCAACUCGGCCGUUACCCUUAAACCCUCUUGA
Messenger RNA from Linnemannia hyalina, 1902 nucleotides. The record is from the annotation of a GenBank genome assembly. Lineage: Eukaryota; Fungi; Mortierellomycota; Mortierellomycetes; Mortierellales; Mortierellaceae.